Trifolium pratense (red clover) is the source of this 1911-nucleotide messenger RNA. RefSeq names its product acyl-CoA-binding domain-containing protein 3. Gene Ontology annotation, molecular function: fatty-acyl-CoA binding. NCBI's taxonomy places the organism in Eukaryota, Viridiplantae, Streptophyta, Magnoliopsida, Fabales, Fabaceae. The coding region runs from base 346 to 1539 and encodes 397 amino acids. Gene Ontology annotation, biological process: fatty acid metabolic process. The transcript is spliced from 5 exons. The record is from RefSeq and is a predicted model, not a curated record.
AACAAUUUACAUUUUUUUAUCAUUAAAUCUUAAUCUUAUAAACAAACAAAACAAGAAAAUAAAAAUAAAUGUGCGUUACUAUUCAAGAGCAUAAAGCAAAAAAACCCGCAGAAUAUGCUUUACUCUGUUAUGCAGAAAGAUCAUUAUCCUUUCCUCUUUUUUCUUCUGUUCCUUCCUUCUAAUCAUUUCCUUCCUAAAUUCUAAAUCCUCUUUCUAUUAUUUCACCUCUCUCUCUCUCUCUCUCCAUAACAAACCCUAACGUUCUAAUUCCUAAUCCAAAUUCUUUUAAAUCUUAGCGUUUCAUUUAGAUUUUCAUUUUAUUUCACAAUAAUAGAAACUAUUAUUAUGGAGCUUGUAACUGCAAGUGAUCUUCUCGUAACUGCAUCUGUGGCACUUCUUAUUUCAUUCAUCGUUGCAAAACUUGUUUCCUUUGCCACCACCGACACUCAUGUUCAUGUUCAUCACCAACCGGUUGGUCCGGUUCAUCGAGUUGAAAACCGGUUGACGGUUCACUCACCUCAAAGAAAGAGCCGAACCGGUUUUAUUACUCCGGUUCAUGUUACUGCAAUAGCGAAGAAUUUAGAAACCGAACAUGAUAAUACUAGAGACGCUACGGUUGUGUCCGAUUCAAAUGUUGCCGGUGAGUUACCACCGACAAAAUCGGACGUAAGAGACGCUACGGUUGAUUCCGGUUCCAACGUUACCGGCGAGUUACCGCUGACAAGUUCAGACGUAACAGAGGCUAAGGUUGAUUCCGGUUCUAACGUUGCUUUCGAGUUACCGGCGACAAACUCAGACGAAACAGAGACUAAGGUUGAUGAUUCCGGUUCCAAAGUUGGUGUCGAGUUGACGCCGAUAAGCUCAAACGAAGUAGAUACUAAGGUUGAAUUCCAUUCCAACGUUGUUGGUGAUUUUUCGAAAGAAGAAACCGUCGUGAAAAGUGGUGAUUCUGUUGAACGGAGGAACGAUGAAGUUGUGGAAGAAAUGAUUGAAGAAAAAUCAACUGAGAAGGUUGAUGAUGAAGAUGAAGAUGAAGAUGAAGAUGAAGAUGAUUGGGAAUGGGAAGGGAUUGAGAGGAGUGAGGUGGAGAAGAUGUUUAUGGAGGCUACAGAAUUUGUUGGUGAGAAAGGGUAUAUUGGUAAUUGUGAUGAUGAUUUGGAGAUGGAGUUGUAUGGACUUCAUAAGGUUGCUAUGGAAGGACCUUGCCGUGAAUCUCAACCAAUGCCACUUAAACUCUCUGCACGUGCUAAAUGGAAUGCUUGGCAAAAGCUGGGGAACAUGAGUCCAGAGGUUGCGAUGGAGCGAUAUAUCAGCCUUCUUUCAGAUAAAUUUCCCGAAUGGAUGAAGAAUACUUCUGCUGGAAUAACUGAAGAGAAACCCACAGGAUCAGAAGUUUCGGAGUCUGGUGCUACUAAUUCGAGCUCAGCUUUGUCUCAUCAACAAAUAAUCUUAACCGAAAGGGAACUUGUUCAAGAGUUUGGUGCCCCGAAGCUUAUCCCAGAUACAGAGUCAGAUUCGGAGAACAAUGUUAAGAAAUGAUGGCGCCUAUCUCUGCUUACAUUCUGCGCCACAGGACAUUUUCCUAUAUUCUUUUCAGCAAAAAGAAGAUCGAUUCCAUGAAUAUAAGUUCUUUUCUUAUUGAAGAAUAUAAAUUCUUGGGCUGUUUGUCUUCUCCUUUGUUCCUUAAAUCCAGUGUUGAUUGUGACGUGUACUUCAAUAUUAAACCGUUAAAUGUUAAUAGAUAUUUGAUGUAGAUAAAUAAGUGUGUGUGUAUAUAUAUGAUCUUAUUGCUGCUAAAGGUUAAGAGUUCCUUGAAACUAAUUUACAAUUCUUACCUCACUCCUAUGAUGAUUUUAAAUGUGAUUGCAUUCUUUCAAUUUGAUCAAUGAAGUUCUCAAUUCAAACUUCAAA